Molecule: messenger RNA, 843 nt
Organism: Lottia gigantea (owl limpet)
Lineage: Eukaryota; Metazoa; Mollusca; Gastropoda; Lottiidae
Exons: 3
Coding region: 1-843 (280 amino acids)
Cellular component (GO): membrane
Molecular function (GO): starch binding
Source: RefSeq, a predicted model, not a curated record
AUGUCUCGGCUUAUUUUCAGAAUACAUCAUAUCUGUGAUGAUCGCAGUGCAGUAGCGCUGAUGGGGUCAUUGCCAAAAUUCGGUGAAUGGAAUGUUAACAAAGGUCUUCGAGCAAAUCAACACCCAGAAGGAACAUGGGAAGCUGAAGUAUUAAUGGUACCUGGACAAGAAUUGGAGUUUAAAUGGGUGGUAUUAUUUGCUGAUGGUAAUAUGAAAUGGGAAGAUAGAUCAAACAGAUACAUAAUAACUCCAAUAAGAGAUACAGUUUAUACUGCUUUAUGGAAUGGUGACAUGGAAAUAUCAGAGAUAAAGAGUACUUAUGGUGGAUCAGCUUUAAGAAACAGAAAGAAGGACGCUUAUGUAACUGUUUGCAAGCUUCAAAAGGCAGUUCUGGGAACUACGGAUGAUAGAGCAUCUGAAAUGUCUGAAAUCAACGAAACUUACCAUUCGUUAGUUCUUGAAGCUGAAGAAAUGUCAUCUCGAACCCAUGAUAGUCAGGUAUCUCCAUCUCAAUAUAGUCAAACUUCAGAUGCAUCAGAUUGCGGCAACUUAUCAAGGUCACAUUCUUUAAUAAACUAUGAUGGGGAUGAAGAAAUAGAUGAGAAUGAACUAGCAGCUAUCAGUGGAACAUCUGUACAUAGUCAGCUAUCGGCAGAACGACAGUCGUUAAAGAAGACUUCUUCUUUAUUAGAAGAAAUAAGAGCUAACAAACAGAAGGAAACAGAUAAAUACGGUUCUAUUAUUACCGUUAUUUGUGAUCUACUAAUAUUAUCUACUUUUGUAUUUACUCUUAUAAUAAUCUGUUCAUUGGUAUUUUCUGUAAACGAUGAAGAAACAAAAUAG